This is a messenger RNA of Sphaeramia orbicularis (orbiculate cardinalfish), 1517 nucleotides long. RefSeq names its product transmembrane protein 234 (gene tmem234). The coding region runs from base 71 to 505 and encodes 144 amino acids. The transcript has 5 exons. NCBI's taxonomy places the organism in Eukaryota, Metazoa, Chordata, Actinopteri, Kurtiformes, Apogonidae. The record is from RefSeq and is a predicted model, not a curated record.
AGUUGUAAAAACUGUUCAUAACAACAACAAACAGAUUUUCUUGAAUGCGACUCUGAGCUGGACUGUUUACAUGACCAUGGUGUCUGUGGUGGAGGUGCUGAGUCUGCUGCUGGUUUCUGUGCUCUGGGGCUGCACUAACCCCUUCCUGAAAAGAGGCACAGAGGGGAUAGAACAUGUGGAAAAGACCAACAGAGUGUCUCAGCUGCUGGCAGAGGUCAAGUUUCUGUUCCUUAACCUCAAGUACUUAGUUCCAUUCCUCCUGAACCAGAGUGGAUCAUUGGUCUACUAUUACACUCUUUCAACUACAGAGCUAUCACUUGCAGUUCCUGUGGCCAACUCUCUUACUUUUCUUUGCACUCUACUCACUGGAAAGUUACUGGGCGAAGAGUUUGGAGGGAAACAGGCCGUUGCAGGGAUGUUCCUCACCAUGGCCGGCAUCACUCUGUGUGUUAUGAGCUCCAUGGAUGACUCUGUGAAGCAGAAUGUGACCGAGGCAGAGCUCUAACAGCGAUCGCGCAUUUGAUGAGGAUGAGGAUCGGGAUCAGGAGGCCUCCUUUUGCUGCGCUGGAAGCCAGAAAAGAAGGGAGGAGGGUCAGCGCAGAGCUAGAGCUGGAGCUGGACUGGAGGGGCCAAUUUAGAUUCAGGCCGCGACUUCUCUGAGCGGUUCUGGUGGGAGAAUUCUGCCUAAAUGAACUCAGCGUGAGCUUCAAAAGGACCUGUCCAGAAACUCUCACACUAUGUUGGAGGGGGACGGGUUCAUGUAGGGUUCACCCCAGAGCUGGACUAGAUUUAUGGCUCUUUUAUAGAAAACUGUGGUUGUUAACUUUUACUUUUAGGCGCUGUGUUGCCGAGCCAUGUGACACUGCAUCUGCAUAAAGCUGGAGAAACCACAUUCAAAUACAUGGAACAAUUAGGUGUCACCUCCUGGUUUAACACGGGCAUUAAAUUGCAGCUGCCGUCUGUCAGCUGUGGGACGGGACACCAGAGAGGGCAAAUUACUGUUUACCUCCAGGACAGAGCUGUUUUUAUUUAGUUUUUGACCUUUUCCUCCAACCCUUUGCAGCUUCGCGUUCAGUAAAUGACAUAUUAGCAAAGUCACAGAAGUGGUUUUAAAAAAAAAACAGACACUUUAUCUCAUAGUUCCGAGUUACUAUCUGAUGUUAGGAUCUUGUAAUUAUGAGAAAAACCGAGCUUAGAUAUUAGUCAUUAUCACAGAACAUGGAAGAGAUCGAUAAAAGUGCUUGUUUUUCCAUAGUACUUUUCAAUAUAAAGUAGAUGAAGCUCUAAAAUCCAAUAAAAAGAGGAGUCACUGGGUCACAAGACAUGGCAGCUACUUAAAAACAAUGCUUCAGUAUAUACUUAUUUAUCAAUGCUUUAUGUGAAGAGUGAAAUGUACAACUCAUAAUAUAUUUUCAUUGUGAGAGUCAGAAUAUUUAACAGACACAAGAAACUGUUCAGAUGAUGUUUUUAUUGUGAUCUUUGUUGUGCUAUUUUAAGAAUAAAUUUGGCAAAACAUG